Molecule: messenger RNA, 624 nt
Organism: Sinocyclocheilus anshuiensis
Lineage: Eukaryota; Metazoa; Chordata; Actinopteri; Cypriniformes; Cyprinidae
Product: 1-phosphatidylinositol 4,5-bisphosphate phosphodiesterase gamma-2-like
Exons: 4
Coding region: 102-590 (162 amino acids)
Biological process (GO): phosphatidylinositol-mediated signaling; phosphatidylinositol metabolic process; positive regulation of epithelial cell migration
Cellular component (GO): ruffle membrane
Molecular function (GO): phosphatidylinositol-4,5-bisphosphate phospholipase C activity
Source: RefSeq, a predicted model, not a curated record
AAUGUGCAGUAUUCUUGAAGUAUGUUUAUGAACAUGUCACUGUUGGCAGGUAUCCUGUGGUGCUGUCCAUAGAAGAACACUGUGACGUCAAGCAGCAAAAAAUGAUGGCUCAGGUGUUCAAAGAUAUUUUCCAAGACAAGCUCCUGACCGAGCCGCUGGAACCAGAAGCAGAACAAUUGCCGUCACCAACCCAACUGAAGGGCAAGAUCAUCAUCAAGCACAAGAAACUGAAUAUUGAUGAGACCUUUAGCAAAAAGGACCUACGGAAAGGAGAUAAGCAGGGAGAGCUCUUCAUCUGGGAUCCAAUCGAUGAGAGAUGGAACAAGCACUACUGUGUGAUCGAGAAUAAGACAUUGUAUUUUGCUGAGGAGAAUGAACUACUACUAGAGGAGGAUGUUGGAAAGUCACCUCAGGGCGGUACAGAGCUUCAUCAGUCAGAGGCCUGGUUUCACGGGCGGAUGUCAGAGGGCAGACAGACAGCCGAGAGACUGCUGCAGGAAUAUUGUGCAGAUUCAGGUGGAGUUGACGGGACAUUUCUGGUGCGGGAGAGCGACACCUUCGUCAAUGAUUGCACCCUCUCGUUCUGGUAAUGUAGGCCUGCUCUACUCUUUAGAGAGAGAGGAG